Molecule: messenger RNA, 4556 nt
Organism: Sus scrofa (pig)
Lineage: Eukaryota; Metazoa; Chordata; Mammalia; Artiodactyla; Suidae
Product: C-X-C chemokine receptor type 2
Biological process (GO): calcium-mediated signaling; neutrophil chemotaxis; G protein-coupled receptor signaling pathway
Cellular component (GO): membrane; external side of plasma membrane
Molecular function (GO): C-X-C chemokine receptor activity; C-C chemokine receptor activity; C-C chemokine binding
Source: RefSeq, a predicted model, not a curated record
GUGUGCUGUGACGUAGCUUCCCAAUUGCACUUUACUCAUCAAGUUCCCUCUCAGCGUUAAGUCACUCAGGUUUCUGAGCUCCAGGCUCUGGCUGGAUGAACAUGGCUGGUGAUUCAGAUCGCAUCAUGACUGCUGUCUUUGAUGACAAGGAUUUGUUGGAAUUGUUCGGGGAUGACUUUGAAAAUUUCACUGGCACGCCACCCACAGACGAACAUUACUAUAGUCCCUGUAGGAUAGACACUGAGUCACUCAACAAGUAUGCCGUAGUUGUCAUCUAUGCCCUGGUCUUCCUGCUAAGCCUACUGGGAAACUCCCUGGUGAUGCUGGAUUUAUACAGCCGGGUCGGCCGCUCUGUCACUGAUGUCUACCUGCUGAACCUGGCCAUGGCUGACCUGCUCUUUGCCCUGACCUUGCCUAUCUGGGCCACCUCCAAGGCAAAGGGCUGGAUCUUUGGCACCCCUCUGUGCAAGGUGGUCUCGCUCCUGAAGGAAGUCAACUUCUACAGCGGUAUUCUACUGCUGGCUUGCAUCAGCGUGGACCGCUACCUAGCCAUCGUCCACGCCACACGCACGCUGACCCAGAAGCGCCACUGGGUCAAGUUCAUAUGCACAGGCAUCUGGGCCCUGUCCUUGGUCCUGGCCCUGCCCAUCUUCAUCUUCCGUGAAGCCUACCAUCCACCCUACUCCAGCCCCGUCUGCUACGAGGAUCUGGGCGCCAAUACAACAAAGUGGCGGAUGGUGAUGCGGGUCCUGCCCCAGACCUUUGGCUUCCUCCUGCCCCUGCUGGUCAUGCUGUUCUGCUACGGACUCACCCUGCGCACCCUGUUUGCCGCCCACAUGGGGCAGAAGCACCGGGCCAUGCGCGUCAUCUUUGCCGUCGUGCUCGUCUUCCUGCUCUGCUGGCUGCCCUACAACCUGGUCCUGGUGGCAGACACCCUCAUGAGGGCCCGGGUGAUCGCUGAGACCUGUGAGCGCCGCAACGACAUCGGCCGGGCCCUGGAUGCCACUGAGAUCCUGGGCUUCCUGCACAGCUGCCUCAAUCCUCUCAUCUACGUCUUCAUUGGCCAGAAGUUUCGCCAUGGGCUCCUCAAGAUCAUGGCCAUCCACGGCCUGAUCAGCAAGGAGUACUUGGUCAAGGACGGCAGGCCUUCCUUCGUUGGCUCUUCUUCAGGGAACACUUCUACCACCCUCUAAGGCCCCCACGCGGGACUCCUCCCUUCCCCUCGGUGUCCAUUCUGAGCCAGCCUCGUGUCCUCUGGCUGUUCACAGCCCUGGGUCAAGGCAGCCCCCCACUGUGGUUACAGGAAGUUGCUGAGGCCACUUCCUUGGCAGGCCCCCACCUUCUGGUGGAGAGAGCCUGCCCUGGCCCCCAGCCCUUACCGUAAUUACCUUGUCAACUGCUAGAGCUCAGUCCACCCGACUCUACCAUUGAGCCCACAGCCCUCUGUCUUCUGGCAGACGUUCUUUGAAGGUGUUCUUGAAGCGAUUACAGAGAGUUCCCACCAUUGGGAGCCAUCAGUCUCAAACACUGCGAGUUCCUUCCCCAACUCUCCCUUUCCUUGCCUCCUGGCAAAGUCUACCUCCCUUGAGAGAGGCUGAGAAGGACAGACACUCACUUUCUAAGCCUCUCUUAAGCUAUGAGUGGCCCUAUCCCCUGGUUCUGAUUAAUAAGACUGAGGGGCACUAGUGUGCUGGUAAGCCAUUCUCCUAGGGAAAAAGUCUUGAUUUGUAGGAUUUGCCAUGCUCUGUGGUAUAAAUAAAUGCUCCCUCUAUGGUUGAUUUCAAGGGUGGUGAUGUUUAGCAACCAGCUCAAAAAACCUAGAAAAUGUGAUAAUCUCUUUCACAAGCACUAGAGGAAAUAUAAUGGGGCCAGGGGACUCCUGGGAAAUAUUCUUGACUUGGAAGAGAGAGAGACACACAAAUAUAGGUACAUAUCCUUGGUUCUUGCCUUUGAAUAUGGUUAUAGGACAUGAUGUGUGCUGCUGAGGCAGCCACUUUCCGAUAAUGAGGCAAAAAUUAUGCUUAACACACUUCGGCUGAUGGAGCCAAAGGAUAAAAAGAACCUGAGAAUAAAUAGCUCAGAAAUAAACUUAAGAGUAAAUGAUUAAAUGAUUUUCAGCAAGGAUAACAAGUCUAUGCAGUUGAAAAAGGAUAGUCUUUCCCCAAAUUGUGCUGGGAAAAUUAGAUAGCCAUAUGCACAAGAAUGAAAUUGGACCCUUAUCUUAUACCGUAUACAAAAGUUAACUCAGAAUGCAUUGGAGACCUAAACAGAAGAGUUAAAAUGGCAAAACUCUUUUAAAAAAAUCCCAACGAAAUAACAACAAAAGGAAAAAGCUUCAUUUGGUUUGAGGUUGGGAAUGGAGUAAGGCUCAGAGAUGGGAUUUAGAUCAACAGUAAGAUUGGGAUCAAGGGUUAGGUUGGAGUCAGAGAGGAAGUAUAGGAGAGCUGAGGAUGGGAUGACAGCUUGUGAUAAGGCAGAUGGUCAGAGACAGAUGAAUUUCAGGAAAAGGGAGAGAUCCAGAAAUAGAUCGAGGCUAGGGAUGGGAUGAGUGAGAUUCAGGGAGGCUGGAAAUGGGCUUAGGAGCAGGUAUGGUUGGGAAGGGGAUGAAUGUGGGGUGUGGGAAGGGUGUUAGAAAUGGCAUGAGUGUCAGGGAUGGGUUGGCGGCUGCAAUAGUGACCACUAUUGUUUAGUCUAGUUAGUGGCUGGAAGAAAAGGCAUCACUAGUAGUGUCACCAUCCUCUCUGGAGCAUUGCCUAAGAUGCUCUUCCAGGGGCCAGGAUGGUGACAUCAUGGCCUGUCCAGCUUGAGACUCUAUGAGUAGGUUGGUGAAGAAGGAGUUAGGGGCUCAAGCCCUAAGAGGUCCAUCUGAUUCAGGAGGAGAAGACAGAAGAAUGUAGGAAGAAUCUGGGGAGAGAUUCUGGGAACCUAGUCUGAGAACCUUCCUUUCCUCUCCCUCCCUCCCUUACUCCCUUCUCCACCUCUCCUACUGUAUAACUCAGUGCACAUCUUCCUUCAUCCUCUGUUGCCCCUAAAAACAACUCCAUCAAGUAAAUAAGGAUCCAUACUGGGUCUGGCGAAAUACAAAUGAUGAAUACACAUCUGAAAAGAUGCUUGGUCUCACUAGUAACCUGUGAAGUGGGAAUCACACAGCAAUUAAUAACUUGGGAGACUUUUAAACAGAGAAGAACUCUUUUCAAACAAGUGCAACACAGUUUAGUUAGAUUCUUUUUUUAAUGCAGUGUAUAAUUCUCUGGGUAUAGCUCAAUGAUUUGGACUUCAGAUCUGUGAAAAUGCCAGGGUUUGGUACUGAAAUAAUAGGUGUAUGAAAAUAUCAAAAACUGGUGUUCCAAUCACCAGAUAUAGUAAAGAUUCGACAUCUGGUCAAGGUCAGGGAGAUUGUUUACCUCACGGAAGAGCUCCACGUGCAGGAUGAGGCUGGGAUCAGGUAUGGGGCGCAUCUUAGGAGAGGAAUAGCGGAGGAUCAGAGAGGGGAGAGAAUUAGGGAAGGAAUUGGGUUAGGGAUGGGGUAAACUUCAAGAGUUGGAUGGGGGACAGAAAGAGGGGUGCUACUCUAAGUUCUGCACAAUGGCCUGCUGAUUUUAAAUUUUGAAAAUUUGUCUUCUGGGCUGUUAAAAUGUUCCAGUCUCCAAGUUAUUGUAUUGAAUUAUACUAUAUCCCUCUAUACUGUUCCCCUUCUGACCAACCCCAGACCCCUCACCCCCUCUUACCUCCCUAUCCAGUGGCCCAUUCUUACUGGUUCCAGCAAAAAUAUUAAUGGUAAUCUGUGUUUUAUUCCAUAGGGGUUUAAGAUUGCCCCUUUCCCAGCAACUUGUAUUUUAAUUAGGGUCUUUCAGAGACUAAAAAUUCUCAUAGAUGCAGAUGAAAUAAAAUGACCAUCACCUCUUUGGUCUAAGGGUCUUCCCAGAGAUGUCGUUCUAGACAUGACCUCUAACCAAGAGAUGGUGAAGAAGUACAGGCAUGACUUGGAGAUGUUGUGUGUUUGCUUCCAGAUGACUGCAAUAAAGCAAAUAUGGAGAUAAAGCCAGUUGCCUGAAUUCUUCUGGCUUCCCAGUGUGCAUAAAAAGUUAUAUUUACUCUACACUGCAGUCUGCACUAGGGUUGUGUCUAAAAAUUGUACAUUCCUUGGAGUUCCUGCUGUGACAGUGGGUUAAGAACCUGACCACAGCAGCUCAGGUUGGCAGCUCAGCCUGGCACAGUGACUUAAAGGAUGGGGCACAUGUUGCAGCUGGGGUUUGUACUCAAUCCCUGGCCCCGGAACUUCCAAAUGCUUCAGGUGCAGCCGUAAAAUUUUUUAAAAGCCCAUUAAUUAAAAAAUACUCAAAAAUACUUUAAUUUUUAAUUAAAAAAUACUUCAUUGCUAAAAAUACUAGCCAUCCUCUGAGCUUUCAGUGAUUCAUAAUCUCUUUGUACCAGUAGCAUCAAAGAUCACCAGUGAGCAAACAGUGUUGGAAAAAUUGCACCAGUAGACUUGCUUGAAGUUUGAAGCAAGGGUUGUCACAAACCUCCAGUUUGUAAAAAAAAAAAAAGAAGUAAAG